This is a messenger RNA of Paramisgurnus dabryanus, 2702 nucleotides long. The record is from RefSeq and is a predicted model, not a curated record. Lineage: Eukaryota; Metazoa; Chordata; Actinopteri; Cypriniformes; Cobitidae.
AGGAAGGAGCAGGACUGGACAUGAUGAUAGAUGGUCUGGUGAAAAGAUACCAGCAGGCUGGUGUGGAUCCACCUGCUGUGUUGUAUGUUGACUGUGGGUGCUGCACUGAGGUGGGGGAAACCAAGCUGAAAACCAGGUUCAGAGGAUGGCCAGAUCUCUUAAUAAGGCUGGACAUCUGGCAUUUCAUGCGCAGGAUUGCUGUGGGCUGUACAACUGAUGCCCAUCAGCUUUAUCCUAUAUUCAUGGCACGACUGUCUGCAUGCAUCUUUGAAUGGGAUGCUGCUGAUGUUGCUGUGCUACGCAGAGCCAAGAAAGCGCUGCUGGUGUCCCAGGGUUGGCCUGUGCUGACAGAUGAAGUUGUCAGUAAACAUCUUUCCAAACAGGAGCUGGCUCUGCAUUGUCGGAGGAGGACCCGUGGAGAGGAGACUACCAUUCUUCUCCUUGAGCGGCUGCUAACAGAGCUCAUGACCAGCAAUGGCAGUGACUCUAUGGGUGUUCCUCUUCUGGACAGAGAAAGGAUGGAGCACAUCUGGACUGUCCAGAAGAAGCAUGUCAAAUGCAUCCAGGACCCACCCGGUGUAGCCCUCUAUACUGAGACUGGGACCUUAACCAAGGGAGGUGUGCUUCUGAAGACAUACCGAUGUGCCAGAGGAUCCACAUCUCUAGAGUCCUUUCAUUUACAUUUAAACCGUUUUAUCCCAGGUACCAGUGCCAACAGUCUUAACUUUCAGAUUUAUCUGCUGGAGGGACUAAACCGGUGGAAUCAGGACCGGGAGGCUGCUUCCUUGUUAUCAGGACCAUCAGCUUUGUGCAGCUACACGGGAGAACUUGUUUACUGCGUAAACAGGAAUUAUGAAAAGCUGUUUGGCAAGAAAGUGGUCCCCACAUUUCAUCCACCUGCAUGUUACACUGGUGAACUUAUUGGAGUGCAGUAUUUAUUCCAGCAGACUGGUCGGGCACUGCAGGACAUGAACCCAGACUCUGAGCAGACGGCAGAGCUUAUAGAGGAACUUGAUGUGGAGGAGAGGGAGGAAGAUGAAGGGUUCUUUGACAUCAAUGAGGAUCACACAAUAAGAGAUCCAGAGGCUGUUCUGUCACCGCCCUCCACCAUGACAACGAGUCCCUCUACCUUGGUUGCAAGCAGUGCCACAUCUAUCCAGGCCUCCAUAUGUACUUCACCGGUUCUUCUGACACGUGACCCCUCACAGUCUCCAACUGCUCUCUCACCUGUUCACGUGGAGCCUGGAGAUACAGGUCAGGAUGAUGAUGAUGAAACGGCUGUUGACUCCCAGAACGUGCCAGGAUUCCAGCAUGUGGACAGGCUGUCAGAAUAUCUGGUCGAGCUUCGGAAACGCACAGCCCUCAGCCUGACUAACCAGGAAGCGGAAACAAUAAUUGGACUUUGGCAAAACCUGGAUGCCUUUGACAAGCGGCGGGUGGUGUAUCGACCUCGAUUUAAGAAGAGACUGCUGACUGGACGCUUCAGAACACCAAAGACGCCCACUCGCACCCCUGGAGUAGAGAGCACCACCAGAUGCGUGCUGGGUGCAAGCAGCGCACCUGCUCAGUGGCCUGACUGUUGCCGUCUGGUGGAAACCAUUUUCAUCAGGCUAUGCGUAAUCCACCUUGCCCCCAAAAGAAAAGGCGGGAAAACUUAUUCAAGAUGGUCUUUGAUCCUAGAAGACUAUCGCAAGAUAAGGCAGCUUGUGUUUGGCAAUGGCUUGGUGAUGAACGAAACUUCAUUGCAGCUGGUGGAGGUUAACCAGAACACCCUGAUUGACUGGUACAACGAAAGAAAGAUAGACCAGCAAGUGACACUGAUAGUUCGAGGCCUUGAUUUGCCUCAUCCCAUCCCUGAAGCUCAGGAGCCUCUUCAGGAUGCCAAACGGCUACGAACUGAGCUGCAGCAACCAAUGCAGCUGCACCAGUACAAGCUACCAGAUAGCACAGCAGGACAGGCAAAGCAAAGAGUAAUAUCUAUUAGGCAGCCCCCUCUCAGACCCAAAACACCAGCAGCACCUGGAGCAUCACUGCAAAUGGUGUCAACAGGUUUCCAAAGUGUGCCGUUGCUCCAGUUUGUGCCAAUGGUGCAGGGAAUGCCAAUGGUGCAGGGCAUGCCAGUAGUUCAUGGUGUGCAAAUGGUGCAGGGCAUGCCACUUAUGCAGCCAGUUUUACAGCCAGCAGUUGUCCAAGGCACCACCUCACAGCCAGCUCCACCAGGUGCUAGUCAAGGAGCUAUGCCCAAGAGACCCUACAAGCGAACAGUAGAGGCGAACACUUGCAAGAAGUGUGGCCAAUUUAAGACUGCUGAAACUGGGCAUAGCCAAUACAGGGGCAAGGUGUACUGUCCCCAGACUGAGACUGUGUCCAAAGAAGUGUGGUUGGAGAACAUGCGUAGAAUCUCCAACUAAUGUAUGCAGUUUUAUGUUGGUAAAGUUGACCGUUCUUAAUAUUUGAUUGUUACUGUACUUUUAGUUGUUUUAAAAGUGUUUUUAAUAUUGUAUUUAACUUUUUGUUUGUGUUCUCUUUACUUAUUUACAAUUUAAUAUUCAUUACUGUUCUUUUAACAUUUGUAAACGCACUUAAAACUUUGUCAAGUGAUGACUUUGACUUGGUUGGCAUGCGAUACUUGGCACACAAUAUAACACUUGCUUGUACAAAGGAUUAUUGGUGUAUCUUAUUGUUCUCACAACAUAACAAUU